Molecule: messenger RNA, 894 nt
Organism: Penicillium griseofulvum
Lineage: Eukaryota; Fungi; Ascomycota; Eurotiomycetes; Eurotiales; Aspergillaceae
Exons: 2
Coding region: 1-894 (297 amino acids)
Source: RefSeq, a predicted model, not a curated record
AUGCCACAAACUCGUGUGCUCACAUCCGAGCACGUGUCUCUGGACUAUGGGUGCUCAGACUGGCGGACCAUGAGCCAACGAGCCGCAGAUCUGUACAGUACUGGUACCAAGCUUUGGACGAGAGAGGAUCUCAAAGACAUAGAAAGACAAUUGGGCCAAUCCUAUACAAUGGCUCGAUUCUCCGUCCGCCGAAUCGAUGGAAGCAUAGUCCAAAUAUCAAAUCCUAUGUUCCAAAUACAGAAUCCUAUCUGGAAACCUCAUGUCAAGUACCAAGAAUAUUGGCAACUUGUGAAGACUCAACCCAACGGCCCGACCGAAACCUACCAUUGCUCCUACCUGGUAGAUUGGAGCAAUCGGACUGCACGAGACUUUCGGGAGCUUAUAGCGCGGCCUUCACAAGUCUUUGACGAGAAAGCCUACUUGUGGCGAAAUAGCACAACUUGCAAGCUAUUGACAGCUUUAGUACAAGACUUACUUGGUACAAAUACCGUGAAGAAAGUUCUAUGUUUCGGGCUCGGUGACUUCUGCCGUACCGCCCCUGAAUGGCUAAGGAAGCAGCACGACUCUUGGGAUGAGACUAUGGAGGUGGAGAACGUGAUGGACUGUAUGAUCCAGCAUUCGAUGGCUCUCACUAUCGCUCAAAUCUGUUGCGAUGGAACGAUGCUAUUAUAUGCCCAGGACCCAGAUUAUACAAGCGUUGCAGAAGAUAUACUGACCAAGAAGAACUUCAAAAUCAUUGGACAUCAUGGUGCAGGAGGAUUCGCAGAAAUCGAUGAAGAAUCGAUUGUGAUCUCAGCAUUUGCUGCUGCCCCUGUCAAGCAGAUAAUCGCUGAUCUUGCUCGACCUGCGCUCAUUCUUUCCACUGGCUUUGAGGUCUUCAACCGCAAUGAGUGA